Triticum turgidum subsp. durum (durum wheat) is the source of this 963-nucleotide messenger RNA. The record is from the annotation of a GenBank genome assembly. Lineage: Eukaryota; Viridiplantae; Streptophyta; Magnoliopsida; Poales; Poaceae.
AUGCAGGUCCUGUUCUCGGUGCCCUCCUGCUUCUCGUCCGGCGAGAAGCAGCUGCCGGACGCGCCGGCGUCCGCGGCGCCGGCGACCAGGUCGGGGCAGAGCGCGGUGACGCUGGUGUACCGCGCGGUGAUCUCCGGGCAGAGCCGGCUGGUCACCGUGACGUGGUGUAGGAACCUGCUCGCCCACGGCAUGCAGGUGUCCAUCGAGGGGUCGGCCGGCGGCGGCAAGGACAAGAGCGGCGGCGGCGGGGGCAGGGAGCACGCCAGCGGCGGCGGCAUCGAGGGCGGCGGCGCCAAGAGCUGCAGCGCGUGCAAGGUGGAGAUGCAGCCAUGGCACUUCUGGCGCAAGUACGGGGCCAAGCAGUUCCAGGUGGACGGCCGGCCGGUCGACGUGGUGUGGGACCUGCGGGCCGCGCGGUUCUCCGACGAGCCGGAGCCGGUGUCGGACUACUACGUGGCGGUCGUGUCCGGCGAGGAGGUGGUGCUGCUGCUCGGCAACCAGAACAAGGAGGCGUUCCGGCGGACGGGGGCCCGGCCCUCGCUGUCGCUGGGGGACGCGGCCAUGGUGUGCAAGAAGGAGCACGUGUUCAGCAAGAAGCGGUUCCUGACCCGGGCGAGGUUCCACGAGAAGGGCAAGCUGCACGACAUCAGCAUCGAGUGCAGCAGCGGCAACCUCGGCGGCGGCACGGACGUGGACAUGGCCAUCAAGAUCGACGGCUGCGUCAACGUGCUCGUCAAGCACCUCCAGUGGAAGUUCAGGGGCAACGACUGCAUCUCCAUCAACAAGAUGAAGGUGCAGGUCUACUGGGACGCCCACGACUGGCUCUUCGGCACCGGCAUGCGCCAGGCCCUCUUCAUCUUCAAGCCCCAGGCCCCCUCGCCGUCACCCGACUUCGACGCCGCCAUCGCCGCUGACGAGUUCUCCGAUUUCUGCCUCUUCCUCUACGCAUGGAAGAUCGAAUGA